This is a messenger RNA of Siniperca chuatsi (mandarin fish), 6540 nucleotides long. It is a transcript of the gene dock1, whose product is annotated as dedicator of cytokinesis 1. Bases 158 to 5767 code for a protein of 1869 amino acids. Lineage: Eukaryota; Metazoa; Chordata; Actinopteri; Centrarchiformes; Sinipercidae. The record is from RefSeq and is a predicted model, not a curated record. The transcript is spliced from 52 exons. Gene Ontology annotation, biological process: small GTPase-mediated signal transduction; cell migration. Gene Ontology annotation, cellular component: plasma membrane; cytoplasm. Gene Ontology annotation, molecular function: small GTPase binding; guanyl-nucleotide exchange factor activity.
GCGGAGCGUCCUGUCAAUGGUGGAAAAUGGCUGCUCGGAGUAGCUCCCCAAAGCGCAGAGAAAACUGAAAAAAAAAGUCAACAUUAAUAACAAGAGGUCACAUCUGGACCUUUUCUAACAGGCUAAACGACAACUCGGGGAAGCCUCGACACUGAGAAUGUCUCGCUGGGUGCCCACUAAAAAGGAAAAGUAUGGUGUUGCAAUCUAUAACUACGAUGCCCGGGGAGAGGAGGAGCUGUCGCUGCAGAUUGGAGACACAGUGCACAUACUUGAGACGUAUGAAGACUGGUACAGAGGGCAUAGGCUGAGGAGAAAAUCCAAAAAGGGCAUAUUUCCUGCUUGCUAUAUACACCUGAAAGAGGCCACGGUCGAGGGAAGUGGGCAAAAGGAGACGGUCAUUCCCACUGAGCUGCCACUGGUUCAGGAGGUUACCACCACACUGCGGGAGUGGGCUACAAUAUGGAGGGAUUUAUAUGUGGGGGACAAGCGUGAGAUGUUCAACUCUGUCCGUGACAUGAUCUAUGACCUCAUCGAAUGGCGUUCCCAGAUCCUGUCCGGCACCCUCCCGCAGGACGAGCUCACCGAGCUCAAACAGAGAGUCACCUCCAAGAUAGACUACGGCAACAAGUACUUGGAUCUCGAUCUUGUGGUCAGAGACAAUGAUGGAAACAUACUGGACCCAGAGCUCACCAGCACCGUCAGCCUGUUCAGAGCACAUGAGGCGGCCUCCAAGCAAAUUGAGGACCGGAUUCAAGAGGAGAAGUCUCAGAAGCAGAAUAUUGAUCUCACCAGGCAAGCAAAGUUUGCCUCCACACCAUCGUUUGCCCUCUUUGUGACUCUAAAGAAUGUGGUGUGUAAGAUCGGUGAGGACGCAGAGGUGCUCAUGUCACUCUAUGACCCAGUGGACUCCAAGUUCAUCAGUGAAAACUACCUGGUGAAAUGGUCAAGUUCAGGUCUGGUGAAAGACAUAGACCAGCUUCAUAAUCUGCGGGCGGUCUUCACGGACUUAGGCAGUGAAGAUCUGAAGAGAGAGAAGAUCAGCUUUGUGUGUCAGAUUGUCAGAGUGGGGCGCAUGGAGCUACGAGACAACAACACCAAGAAGCUGACGUCAGGACUGAGAAGACCCUUUGGAGUGGCAGUAAUGGAUGUCACUGACAUCAUAACAGGCAAAAUGGACGAUGAGGACAAGCAGCACUUUAUCCCAUUUCAGCCGGUGGCAGGGGAGAACGACUUCCUCCAGACAGUCAUCAACAAAGUUAUCACCGCCAAAGAGGUCAAUCACAAGGGCCAAGGCCUCUGGGUGACUCUGAAGCUGCUUCCUGGUGACAUCCAUCAGAUAAGGAAGGACUUCCCUCACCUGGUGGACCGAUCAACAGCUGUGGCUCGCAAGAUGGGCUUUCCUGAGAUCAUCAUGCCAGGUGAUGUGCGAAACGACAUCUACCUGACUCUGGUUCAGGGGGAUUUUGACAAGGGGAGCAAGACCACACCCAAAAAUGUCGAGGUGACCAUGUCUGUUUAUGACGAGGACGGCAAGAAACUGGAGAAUGUGAUUUUCCCUGGAGCUGGAGAUGAUGGCAUCAAUGAGUACAAGUCUGUCAUCUACUACCAAGUAAAGCAGCCACGCUGGUUUGAAACAAUAAAGGUUGCUAUUCCUAUUGAAGACGUGAACCGGAGCCACUUGAGGUUCACCUUCCGCCACCGCUCAUCGCAAGACUCCAAAGACAAAUCAGAGAAGAUAUUUGCCUUGUCCUUCGUGAAGUUGAUGAGGUAUGAUGGGACGACUCUGAGGGACGGCGAGCAUGAUCUCAUCGUGUACAAGGCAGAAGCGAAGAAGCUGGAGGACUCCUCUCUGUACCUGAACCUACCUGCUACAAAGCUAGAGAUGGAGGAGAAGGGCUACUCCUCUACUGGGAAAAGCACCCAGAACCUGGGUAACUGUACCAUCAGCAAGGACUCCUUCCAGAUCUCCACCCUGGUCUGCUCCACCAAGCUUACACAGAAUGUGGACCUACUUGGCCUGCUGAAGUGGCGCUCCAACACCAGCCUGCUGCAGCAGAACCUUCGUCAGCUGAUGAAGGUGGAAGGUGGCGAGGUCGUCAAGUUUCUGCAAGACACUCUGGAUGCUCUCUUCAACAUCAUGAUGGAGAACUCUGACAGUGAUACUUUUGAUACUUUGGUGUUUGAUGCCUUGGUGUUCAUAAUUGGGCUUAUAGCUGACAGAAAGUUCCAGCACUUUAACCCUGUUCUGGAGACCUACAUUCGAAAGCAUUUCAGUGCCACACUGGCAUACACGAAGCUGACCAAAGUUCUGAAGAACUAUGUGGACAACGCUGAGAAGCUGACAGAACAGCUACUGAAGGCCAUGAAGGCUCUGGAGUACAUCUUCAAGUUUAUUGUCCGCUCCAGAGUCCUCUUCAACCAGCUCUAUGAGAACAAAGGAGAAGCUGACUUCAUGGAGUCCUUGAGGAACCUUUUCACAUCCUUUAAUGACAUGAUGAACAGUAAUUCAGAGAACACUGGCAUGGUAAAGGGUGCUGCACUGAAGUACGUUCCCACCAUUGUCAAUGAUGUCAAGCUGGUCUUUGAUCCAAAGGAACUAAGCAAGCUGUUCACCGAGUUCAUCCUAAAGGUUCCUCUGGGUCGCCUGGUGAAACAGAAACUAGACUGUCUGAUUGACAUUGUCCACAGCGAUCUCUUCACUCAUCACGAUUGCCGCGAGAUCCUCCUGCCGCUGAUGACGGACCAGCUGAAGUUCCACCUGGAGAAGCGGGAGGAGCCGAAGGCUUGCUGCCAGCUGCUUAGUGACAUCCUGGAGGUGCUCUACAGGAAGGAUGUGGGUCCCACCCAGUGGCACGUUCAGAUCAUCAUGGAGAAGCUGCUGAGGACUGUUAACAGGACAGUCAUUUCCAUGGGCCGCGAUUCCCCUCACAUCGGGAGCUUCGUGGCCAGCAUGACUGCCACACUGAGGCAGAUGGACGACUAUCAUUAUGCUCAUCUGAUCAGCACCUUUGGCAAGAUAAGGAGUGAUGUUGUGGAUUUCCUAAUGGAAACAUUUAUCAUGUUUAAAGAUCUCAUUGGGAAAAACGUCUACCCCUCAGACUGGGUCAUAAUGAACAUGAUGCAAAAUAAGGUGUUCCUACGGGCCAUUAAUCAGUAUGCAGCAGUGUUGAACAAGAAAUUUCUGGAUCAAACCAACUUUGAGCUACAGCUGUGGAACAACUACUUUCACCUGGCUGUAGCCUUCCUCACCCAGGAGUCAUUGCAGCUGGAGAACUUCUCAAGCGACAAAAGAGCCAAGAUCUUCCACAAGUACCAGGACAUGAGAAGACAAAUUGGCUUUGAAAUCAGGGAUAUGUGGUACAAUCUAGGGCCCCACAAGAUAAAAUUCAUUCCAGAGAUGGUGGGCCCUAUCCUGGAGAUGACGCUAGUUCCUGAGAUCGAGUUGCGAAAGGCCACCAUCGCCAUCUUCUUCGACAUGAUGCAGUGCGAGUUCCACUUCACGUGCAGCUUCCAGCGGUUUGAGAACGAGAUCAUCACCAAGCUGGAUCACGAGGUGGAGGGGGGCCGCGGGGACGAGCAGUACAAAGUUCUCUUUCAGAAAAUUCUACUGGAGCACUGCAGGAAGCACAAGUACCUGGCCAAGACGGGCGAGAACUUCGUCACUCUGGUGGUUCGUCUGCUGGAGAGGUUGCUGGACUACAGGACCAUCAUGCACGACGAGAACAAAGAAAACCGCAUGAGCUGCACCGUCAAUGUGCUCAACUUUUACAAGGAGAUAGACAGAGAGGAGAUGUACAUCAGGUACCUGUACAAGCUGUGUGACCUCCACAAAGAGUGCGACAACUACACUGAGGCUGCCUACACUCUGCUGCUACACGCCAAAUUGCUCAAGUGGUCAGACGAGCAAUGUGCAGCCCACCUGACCCAGAGAGACGGCUACCAGGCCACCACUCAAGGACAGCUUAAGGACCAGCUCUACCAGCAGAUUAUCAAUUACUUCGACAAGGGCAAGAUGUGGGAGGAGGCAAUCAUUUUGGGAAAGGAACUGGCUGAACAGUACGAGAAUGAAAUGUUUGACUUUGAGCAGCUUAGCGCAUCCUUGCGGAAGCAAGCCCAGUUCUAUGAGAACAUAGUGAAGGUCAUCCGGCCCAAACCAGACUACUUUGCCGUAGGCUAUUACGGCAUGGGGUUCCCCUCCUUCCUACGCAACAAAAUGUUUAUCUACCGUGGAAAGGAGUAUGAGCGCAGAGAGGAUUUCGAAGCGCGUCUUCUCACACAGUUUCCCAAUGCAGAGAAGAUGAAGACAACCACACCACCCAGCGAGGACACAAAGUGUUCUUCUGGACAAUACAUCCAGUGUUUCACGGUGAAACCCAUCCUAGACCUGCCUGCCAAAUUCCAAAACAAGCCCGUCUCUGAACAAAUAGUGAGCUUCUACACAGUAAAUGAAGUCCAUAAAUUCCAGUAUUCCAAGCCAGUGAGGAAGGGAGAGAAGGAUCCCGACAACGAGUUUGCGAACAUGUGGAUUGAGAGGACCACGUACGCGACAGCUUACAAACUUCCUGGCAUUCUACGCUGGUUUGAAGUCAAAUCAGUCUCCACAGAAGAGAUCAGUCCACUGGAGAACGCCAUGGAAACGAUGCAGCUGACCAAUGAGAAGAUCAGCAGCAUGGUGCAGAGGCAUCUCAGCGAUCCCAACCUUCCCAUCAAUCCCCUCUCCAUGCUGCUGAAUGGGAUUGUGGACCCAGCUGUCAUGGGAGGUUUUACCAACUAUGAGAAGGCCUUCUUCAAUGAUAAGUACAUGCAGGAACAUCCAGAGGACCUUGAGAAGAUAGAGAAACUGAAAGAUCUUAUUGCCUGGCAGGUCCCGCACCUUGCUGAAGGUGUUCGCAUCCACGGAGAGAAGGUCACUGAGGCACUGAGGCCUUUCCACGACCGCUUGGAGGCCUGCUUCAAGCAACUGCGGGAGAAAGUGGAAAAACAGUAUGGGGUAAAGGCCCUGCCGACAGCAGACGAACGACGGGGGCCUCGUCCUCACUCCAUGGUGCGCUCCUUCACCAUGCCCUCCUCCCAGAGGCCGCUGUCAGUGGCUUCAGUCACCUCCAUCUCCUCUGACAACUCCCCCUCCAGGCCUGGCUCAGAUGGUUUUGCCCUGGAGCCUCUCCUGCCAAAGAAGCUGCACACCAAGUCUCAGGACAAGCUGGACCGGGAUGAGCCCGAGAGGGAGCGCAAAGAGAAAAAGAAGGAGAAGAGGAACAGUAAACACCAAGAGAUCUUUGACAAAGACAUGAAGACCACAGAGAUCCCUCUGCAGCCCACUGAAGCCGUCAUACUGUCAGAGACGAUCAGCCCCCUGCGGCCUCAAAGACCAAGGAGUCAAGUUCUCAACCAGAUUGGUGGAGACCGUCGCCUCUCUGUGUCCCCUGGACCCCCUUCUUCUUCCUCCAACUCCUCCUCGCCGGGACCCCCACCCAUCACACCCAGGAACAAACUCCCCUUUAGCCUGCUCACUGUUUCCAAUCUGGAGCUGAACGGGAUGGGCUUCUCUGACAAAGGUGAAACCCCUCCUCCGCUGCCUGUGAAAGGCAGCACGGCUGAUUAUGGCAACCUGCUAGAUAAUCAAGACUUGACGAGUCCCUCAACGCCUCCUCCACCCCCGACACAUCAAAGGCACAUUCCACCUCCUCUUCCCAGCAAGACCCCUCCUCCACCUCCUCCCAAGACCACCAGGAAACAGGCCUCCAUUGAUUCAGGAAUUGUACAGUGAACAAAGAAGCUGACAGUAGGACCAAACAACACACUGACAACACAACAAAAACAGUAACCGCUCCCCCCAAAAAAGUGGUUGUUUUUACCCACACAUUCCUCAUUCCCUGUCCCAGCUUGACAAGAUGAAUACCUCACUGCAUCCCGCCCCCUUGUAUCAUUAAUUUUUUUUUUUAUUUCUUGUUUUGCCUUCAGUUUGACGAUGAUGCAGUCUGCAACAGGGAGCAUGUUGCACAGAUGAGUAGUCACUGAAUUUAUAGAUGCUGUCUACCAUGCCACUUCAAGACUUUAUCAGGACAUUGUGUUCAGACAGAUAAGCUUGGACGAACAGCUUUCCAGUACUGACCCAUUCUCAAGUAUAUGAGAGCACAUAGCUCAUUAAAGAAUAAUUCCAAUCUCUUUUAUUCAUAUUCCCACUAUGUACAGAGGUUUGUAUAUAUGAUUUUAUUUUAUUUCAGGUUUUUUGUAUGUGAUUUGAUCAUGACUCUUUUUGUAUUAACGUAUCAUUAGUUUAAGUGGCAUUUAUAUGAAACAAAAAAGGGCUUGUAGGUUUUGAAUUGACAGGGACUUUACAGAGUUGGUAUGUGAGAACCUAUCAUGGAUUUUAUUGGUAAAUUUUUGGAGUGCACAUACAACUAACUCCUAUCGCAUUAUCAUUGUUCAGACCUUGUCCUAGAUUGCUGUAACCUUGGAUUUCAAUAAUAUUGACUGUUCCCAAUUCACUACUGACACGACUUCUGAAUAAACUUUCAAAUAUAUGUAUUUUUAAAAAAA